UACUUUUAAAUGCGACAACCACGGUCCUUGGUACAUAAUAUUUCUACAUAGUAUAUUGUGAAUAUGAAUUAUUUACAGGAAAAAUAUUUUUAUAUUUGCUUACUAGCUUAACAGUUAAAAUCUUUGUGUAUUUGUACACAAUCAAACUGCUCUCACGACUGUUCAGACGCGUGCAAACAACUCAAAAAACAAAUAUGCGGGUUACUGUUCUAAUGAAAUCAUUCUUUUAUAUUUCUAUCGUAUCGAUUUUGUUACUUGUGUAUAAAUUUUUAGUAGAUUUGAAAUAUGCUUAUAAUAAUAAAUCAGUGAUGGAAUCAAAGUAUUCCAACGAUUUUAUAUAUUUUUUGAGAAAUGAAAAUAAUAAUGUGUCGAAUUUAAAAUAUAUCUUACAAUGGACUUCACCGAGAAAUGUACCUUUUGUUUACAUGGGCGAAGGUCAAGAAGGUUUUAUAUCCAGGAACUGUUCCUAUACAAACUGUUUUGUGACAAGCAACAGAACAUAUCUCGGUGAUUAUACAAAGUUUGAUGUUAUAGCAUUUGCUGGUCCUGAAGUGAGAUUCAUGCAAACUCCUGGUUACCCCGAUCGACUCCCAGAAAAAAGGUCACAGCAUCAGCGAUAUGUAUUCGCUAGUAUCGAGUCAGCUGAGAACUAUCCUGUGUGUUCAGAUAAAUUUAACGGGUUCUUUAAUUGGACGUGGACCUACAGAUUAGAGUCUGAAGCAAAAUGGGGAUACAUUGUGAUACGCGAUGCACAAAAUAAUAUAAUAGGUCCAAAAACCAAUAUGAAUUGGUUAAAAACAGAUCAAAUGGAUGUGGUGGGUGAUGAUAUCAAAGAGAAGUUAAGAAAAAAAACUAAAGCAGUUGCUUGGUUUGUUUCCAAUUGUGUUUCUAGAAGUCGACGUGAGAAAUUUGCGAGUGUGUUAGGUAUUUGGUUAGCAAAAUAUGAUCUAGAAAUAGAUAUAUACGGUGAAUGCGGAAACUUGAAAUGUUCUCGUGAUAAUGAAGAAGAGUGCGAUAAAAUGAUUGAAAGAGACUACUAUUUUUAUCUUUCUUUCGAGAACUCGUUUGCUGAGGAUUAUGUGACGGAAAAAUUAUUGCAUCCACUAAAAUACUUGGCGGUGCCUAUUGUAUAUGGCGGUGCAAAUUAUUCAAGAUUCAUGCCGGAAAAUAUUUACUUAGAUGCAAGAGAACUGGGACCACAGAAGUUGGCAAACAAAAUAAAUGAACUUAUUGAAAAUCCAGAUUUGUACGCUGAAUAUUUCAGGUGGAAAAAAUAUUACUCUUAUCACAGAAGAUCAGAAAAUAUUGAAACAGAUGAUUACUGUGGCUUUUGUUCAUUGUUAAAUGAUGAAAAAUUUGUUAAGAAAACUUCUGUUUAUGAGGACUUUAGGAAGUGGUGGGAUCCACCUUAUCGUUGUUAAAAUUGAUUUUUUAUAUUGGUAAAUUGUUUAUAUCAUAGAAGUACAAAUAGUUUUUAUAUGUUUUCAAUUUUAAAGAUCAAACCAAAGAAGAAUUAGUGCUAACGAGUUGUUUAAUUUUACGUUAAAAUAAGAGAAAACCUUAAUAAAUUGUUAAAUUAUA
Messenger RNA from Danaus plexippus (monarch butterfly), 1581 nucleotides. RefSeq names its product alpha-(1,3)-fucosyltransferase C-like. Gene Ontology annotation, molecular function: alpha-(1->3)-fucosyltransferase activity. The record is from RefSeq and is a predicted model, not a curated record. NCBI's taxonomy places the organism in Eukaryota, Metazoa, Arthropoda, Insecta, Lepidoptera, Nymphalidae. The coding region runs from base 195 to 1421 and encodes 408 amino acids. The transcript is spliced from 2 exons. Gene Ontology annotation, cellular component: membrane.